AUGUUCCAAAUCUUCCGCACAUCAUUCGUCCAGUUUGUUUGCAUAGUACUGGUGACAGGGAUCGGACACCCGAGCAUGACCAAGCCACAGGUGAUUCAGAAAGACCAGCCCAAAUCGUUCUUACAAAGGAGAUCUCAACAUGAACAUAAGAAGCCAUUAAUAGCCGUUCAGCUGCAUUUGGUCGAGCCUGGCAUGAUGGAUGUUGACGAUAUAAGCACUGCUACAUCGUCCCUUGUACAGGAGGGAGGAAAUGAAGGCAAAGUGAACCCGGCGGUGCUGAUCGACAACAUAGACAAGAGCGAGAGGAAAGAGGAUGUGGCUCUGGAAGAUUAUGUAAAUUAUAGACUUCCAGGUGCAACGCAGGAGCUCGAGAAGUUGUAUGCCAAGCUGGGGCAUCUCAUUAAUGGUGAUUCACAGUGA
This is a messenger RNA of Perkinsus marinus ATCC 50983, 420 nucleotides long. RefSeq lists its product as hypothetical. The record is from RefSeq and is a predicted model, not a curated record. NCBI's taxonomy places the organism in Eukaryota, Perkinsozoa, Perkinsida, Perkinsidae. Bases 1 to 420 code for a protein of 139 amino acids. The transcript has 5 exons.